Poecilia latipinna (sailfin molly) is the source of this 7581-nucleotide messenger RNA. It is a transcript of the gene atp10a, whose product is annotated as ATPase phospholipid transporting 10A. The transcript has 21 exons. Bases 388 to 4815 code for a protein of 1475 amino acids. Gene Ontology annotation, molecular function: ATP hydrolysis activity; ATPase-coupled intramembrane lipid carrier activity; ATP binding. Gene Ontology annotation, biological process: phospholipid translocation. Gene Ontology annotation, cellular component: plasma membrane. Lineage: Eukaryota; Metazoa; Chordata; Actinopteri; Cyprinodontiformes; Poeciliidae. The record is from RefSeq and is a predicted model, not a curated record.
CAUUAUGCUUAAACUGCGCGCAGUCGCUGAUCUGUAAGCAAACCGUCAGCUCGCGGCCUUUGCCUGUGACCCAUCCAUGUGUCUUGCAGAUCCGUGCUGUAGCUACGGAAAGUCCAAGCCCUCCCUACUCUCCGAGCAUCCUUCCAAACAGGCAGGGGGGAAAAAAGAAAAAAAAAGAAGCCAAACACGCAAAAGUUUUCCUGUCCCCAAAGCAGGACUCGACAUGGAUAAAAAGGAGAGGUUUUCGUGACCGAAGCAAACAACUUGGGUUAACUUUUUUGUCCUUCGCUAAAAGAAUGAUAACAUAGUCUCCGGUUUUUGGUGGUGUUUUUGUGUGUGAAGACGCGAAAACGGUAACAGUGGAAAAGUUAGAGGCAGCGUCAGGCUAUGGCGCGAGACGGCGAAGACACCGGGAUGGCCAAGGCUUCAAAAGCCAAACGGCAACGAAAGAAAAAGCCAAAGGAGAACAAAACCAGGACUGUUCACGCCAACAUCCAUUAUGACAACGCAAAGGGAGAGGAAAACCCCAACAGACACUAUGCUAGCAACAAAAUCAAGACCACCAAGUACACCGUGCUGUCAUUCCUGCCCAAGAACCUCUUCGAGCAGUUCCAUCGCUUUGCUAAUGUUUACUUCGUCUUUAUCGCUUUGCUCAAUUUUGUCCCGGUUGUCAACGCCUUCCAACCCGAACUUGCUCUGGCUCCGGUGGUUUUCAUCCUGUCCGUCACUGCCAUUAAGGACCUGUGGGAGGACUACAGGAGACACAGGUCGGAUAAAGAAAUCAAUCACAUGGACUGCCUGGUCUACAGCAGAGAGGCCAAACGCUACGUGGAGAAGUACUGGAAAGAGUUGCGAGUCGGGGACUUUAUCCGGCUGCGAUGUAACGAGAUUCUCCCCGCCGACAUCCUGCUGCUGACCUCCAGCGACCCGGAUCACCUGUGCCACAUCGAGACCGCCACGCUGGACGGAGAGACCAACCUGAAGCAGAGGCAGAUCGUCCGCAGCUUCUUUGACCUGGACUGUGAUUUUGACCCGUUAAAGUUCAGCAGCAUAAUUGAAUGUGAAAAGCCCAACAAUGACCUGAACCGAUUUCGAGGCUACAUAAUCCACCGAAACGGCAGAAGAGACGCACUUCACAAAGAGAACCUCCUCCUGCGAGGCUGCACCGUCCGCAACACAGAGGAAGCCGUGGGCAUCGUCAUCUAUGCAGGUCACGAGACCAAGGCCAUGCUCAACAACAACGGGCCACGUUACAAACGCAGCAAGCUGGAGAGACAGAUGAAUGUGGACGUGUUCUGGUGUGCCUUCAUCCUGCUGGUGUUGUGCCUGUUUGUUGCUGUUGGUCACGGGCUGUGGAUGUUUCAGUACGGAGAUAAGAGACCCGUGUUUGAUGUUCUUAGUCCAGAAGGGACAGACUUAUCACUUGUGAUGUCAGUCAUUUAUCUCUUCCUCACCAUGAUCAUCGUCUUUCAGGUGCUGAUACCCAUCUCGCUCUUCGUGUCGAUUGAAAUUGUGAAGAUCUGCCAAGUGUACUUCAUCCAUCAGGACAUGGAUCUGUACGACGAGGAGACGGACUCCCAGCUGCAGUGCAGGGCGCUUAAUAUCACCGAGGAUCUGGGCCAGAUGCAAUACAUCUUCUCCGACAAGACUGGCACGCUGACAGAAAACAAGAUGGUGUUCCGGCGCUGCACUGUGGCCGGAGUGGAGUACUCGCACGACGCCAACGCUAGAAGGAUCGCCAUGUAUCAGGAAAUCGAUUCUGAGGAGGAGGAGUUCAUGUCCCACGGAGGCACCCUGCCCAGACGGGACAGCGUCACCAGCCAUCAGAGCGGACGCGUCGUGCUACGCUCCCACAGCACCAAGUCCCACCGCAGGACGGGCAGCAGGGCCGAGGCCAAGCGGGCCAGCAUCCUCUCCAAGCACACGGCCUUCAGCAGCCCCAUGGAGAAGGAUGUCACCCCCGACCCUCAGCUCCUGGACAGAGUCAAUGAAUGCAGCAGUCAGCUGGACUUCAUGCGCUUUCACCACCAGUCCAUGUCCCACCUGCCCUCUGGCCUCUCUGAUAUCAUCGAUUUCUUCAUCGCUCUCACGAUCUGUAACACCGUGGUGGUGACCUCGCCUAAUCAGCCCAGGCAUAAGGUCCGAACAAGAUUUGAACUGAAGUCUCCGGUGAAGACCUUCGAAGACUUCAUCAAGCGCUUCACCCCCAGCCGCCUGACUUCGGGCUCCAACAGCAGCAGCUCUUCCAGUCUCAACCGCUCUUCCAACAGGGGAUGCUCCAGCCUGCUCUCCUCUCCCUCGACAGAGAGCACGCUAACCAAGCUGAACGAGGAGCAUCUUUCCGGCACCCUGGAGCAAGCCUUCAGCGCCUUUUCACCUCAGUACGACGAAAAACCGCCCGACCACCCCGAGGAAGGAGAGCUGCGCUACGAGGCGGAGUCGCCCGACGAGGCCGCGUUGGUCUACGCCGCCAGGGCGUACAAGUGCUCCCUGGUUGGACGCCUCCCUGACCAGGUGACGGUGGAGCUGCCUCACCUGGGGAAGCUGACGUUUGAGCUGCUGCACACGCUGGGCUUUGACUCCACCAGGAAGCGCAUGUCGGUGGUGGUGAGGCACCCGCUCACCGAUCAAAUCACAGUCUAUACCAAAGGAGCGGACUCCGUCAUCAUGAACCUCAUCAAACCUCCCGACACAGGCAACACCAAAGGAAAGCGUCAGAAAAAGAUUUUCUGCCGGACGCAGAACUACCUGAACCUGUACGCCGCAGACGGCCUUCGCACACUCUGCAUUGCCAAAAAGACUUUGAGUAAAGAGGAAUACGCCCGCUGGCUGCAGCGCCACCUGGAGGCCGAGACGACCAUCCAGGGAAGAGAGGAGCUGCUCUUUGAGUCGGCGUUGAGGCUGGAGACAAACCUCCACCUUUUAGGAGCGACUGGCGUUGAGGAUCGGCUGCAGGACGGCGUCCCAGAAACAAUAGCUACGCUGCGGAAAGCCGGCCUGCAGAUCUGGGUCUUGACGGGUGACAAACAGGAAACGGCAGUCAACAUUGCCUACGCCUGCAAGCUGCUGGACCCCGAUGAGGAGAUUAUAACGCUGAACGCCGACUCCCAGGAGGACUGCGGUGUGUUGCUGGAGGAAAGUUUACGUUACAUCCAGUCCAAAUUCCUCUGCAACUCCAGAGACCCAUCCACCAAGACCUUCCUGAGUAACAUAGCGCACUUUGAGAUUUACCCACAAUCCUCCCUUUCCUCCUCCCAAACCGCUCACUUCAUGGUGCACCGGCUGGGCUUGGUAAUUGACGGGCGGACCUUGGCCUACGCCCUGGACAAGAGCCUGGAGGAUAAGUUCCUGGCGAUCGCUCGGAGCUGCCGCUCGGUGCUGUGCUGCCGGUCCACACCACUGCAGAAGAGCAUGGUGGUCAAACUGGUGCGAAACAAGCUGAAAGUCAUGACUCUGGCCAUAGGUGACGGAGCUAAUGAUGUCAGCAUGAUCCAGGUAGCGGACGUCGGCGUGGGGAUAUCCGGACAGGAGGGCAUGCAGGCGGUGAUGGCGAGCGACUUUGCUCUUCCUCGUUUCCGGUAUCUGCAGAAGCUCCUGCUGGUGCAUGGACACUGGUGCUACUCUCGGCUGGCGAACAUGAUCCUGUACUACUUCUACAAGAAUGCCAUGCUUGUAACCAUCGUCUUCUGGUAUCAGUUCUACUGUGGCUUCUCUGGUUCAGCCAUGAUCGACCAGUGGUAUCUCAUCUUCUUCAACUUGAUGUUCUCCGCCUUCCCUCAACUUAUCACUGGUACUCUGGACAAAGACGUGUCACAAGAGACGCUCCAGCAACUACCUCAGCUCUAUAUGAGCGGCCAGAACUCUGAGGAAUAUAAACCAUACAUGUUCUGGAUGAACAUGGUUGAUGCCUUCUACCAAAGUCUGGUGUGCUUCUUCAUCCCUUACUUUGCCUACGCUGACUCAGACGUGGAUCUGUUUACGUGGGGAACUCCCAUCACAACCAUAGCUCUGUUCACCAUCCUGAUGCAUUUAGGGAUCGAGACCAAAACCUGGACCUGGAUGAACUGGCUGUCGAUAGCCUUCAGUGUAGCUUUAUUCUUCACCGCCGCUCUGUUCUACAACGCCUCCUGUCCCACCUGCUACUCCCCCUCCAACUCCUACUGGACCAUCCAGAGGCUGCUCCAGGACCCGCUCUUCUACCUGCUGUGCGCCAUCACCCCCAUGCUGGCGCUGCUGCCUCGAUAUUUCUACAGGGCGUGUCAAGGCACUCUGUUUCCAAGUGUGGCACAGGCCGGGAGGCAGCUAGAUAAGCUCCCUUCCGACACUCGUAGGAACGUCCUAGGGCUGAGCAGGUUCAAGAUGAGGUCACUGCUGGGUGCCGGACCCAACUUCCUGUCGCUCAGCAAGCCCAAAGUUAGCCAGACGACCACGCCCGGCUCCAGUCAGGACAAACAGAGCCCCAUGAAGCAAACUCGUAAAGAGAAGGGCCAGAAAAUCCAGUUGGUGCUUCCCCACUCGCACGCUCCGUCACACGCCACACACAGCCCUCGGCUCUCCGGCAAGCCAAAACCUCAUUCCACCAAACACUCGGAUGAGACCUUACCACCACCAGGUCCGAGUUCACCCAGCCAGACAGCUUCCCCACCGCUGGUCAAACAGAUGGUCAGCAUCCACCUGAACCUGCCCCCCGACGGAGCCUCGCAGUGCGUUACGUACACACAGAGCUCAGAGGGAGGACUCCGCUGCGGCCGCGUUGCCGAGCCGGCACACAGGACCGUCCCGGCGGCAGAACGGGCGCCGCACACUUCCUUAUGAUGUCUCACCGUACAACUCCUGGCAAAAGCUUAGGGAACCACUGGUCUGGUGGGGGGAGGCAGUCGGUCUGUUUUACUUUGUAAAUGCUACAGAUACACCCACAAUUAUUUCAUUGAACUAUUCUCAUUAGUUGGUGUGAAAACUUCAGAAACGUGCAAGUUGUGUUUAAUAGCACUUUUUUUUUUCUAGAUGAAGUAGAGGGAAAAAAAAAAGGAUGGAACUCCUCGAUUAUUGCAUGAACCAAAAAAAAAAACUCACUUGGAAAUAAAUAUAUUUAUCAACUAAGUUCCAGUAUUAUAUAGAAUAAGCAGAUCAGCUUCAUGGACACUUGAAGCAUCUAUAGUCUGUGAUCCAGACUGUGCUUCAGUUAUAUUUUUAUAGCGAAAUUCCUAUCUCAAACAUUUAGUUAGUUUUUCUUUUUAACACAUUGGCAUUAAAAUAAAAAAAAAAUUAUCAUGCCUCUUAUUCUCACACACACACACACACACACACACACACAUAUAUUUUAGCGUGAACUGACAUUAUCUGUUUAUCGUUGAUUAUUUUUAUUAGUACUUUUAGGAAGAGAGUCAAUGCCAUGCUGCGGAUUUGAGAAAAACCAUCAAUAAAGAUUUUAAUAUUUUAAGACGAACUCAGAAUUAUAACUUAGUUGCUAUAUUAAACUAUCUUUAGCAUCUUACAUGAGCAUUGAGCAUUGAAAAAAUGACUAAAAUGGCAGUCUCCUUGUGUUUUAGAGUCUAGAUUCUUUAAAUUUUUUGAAAACUGCCAACAUUUCUAAAUUUCAAGCCGUCAUAAAUAAUUUUUCCUUCUUUCAUUCUUUAUUCUUCCGGACUCCAAAAUGGCAAACAUCCGUUUUAUGACAUCAUUAAAUAAUAGCUUUGCUUCAUAUCUGUAUUUUUUUUUUUUUUUUUGGCUCCAAACUACUGACUGACCAUCCUCACAGAGCAGUACAUCCAUACAUUUUGGCAGGAGUUGUAUGUUACUCAUUCUCAAUUUUGCACAAUAUAUAUUUUUUAUUGAUUUUAUUGUAUUCUUUUUAUACUAUUAUUUCUUUAAAACAUAUGCAGAAAGGUACUUUAUUUUGUUUUUUCCAUGUUCUGUCAAUGUAAUUUUGCUUUAAAGAUUUGGGAGAGGAAAGAACUGGAAAAUCUAAAAAAAAUUCAGCUUCAUUCCUGGGAAAGUUGUGACUUCUCAGAGACGCAUCUCGUUGUUGAUCAGGUUCCGUUGUGCAGCGACAGAACCAAGACGUUCCGCCGUCGGCUCAGCCUGUGGGGGCAUUAAAACCUGGAACACACACGACAGUGGCCUUGAAUCCUCGCUGCAAUGACUUCCAAAAACAGAAGUUUUAAGAGAAAUCUCCUGCUUUUAGUUUGUUUAUCCCAGAUAGUGGCCACACCGCUGAACCAGUUUGUCCAUUUUGAAAGCAAAGCAUCUUUAUAGUUGGCAUGUUGCACAGUAAAUUACACUGAAUUGUGAUUUUUAUUUUUAUUUUUUUUUAUUUUUCCUCAUCUGCAUGUUCAAGAUAUAAUUUUUCUCUUGUGAGAGUUCACAACAGAUCUUUCAUUCCAGUCUGUGUACAUAGACUUUGCCAGGUGUUCUUCUCUGUGACUGUGCGUCUAUAUAUUUUUUUGGAGCUGAGAGGUUUUAGUUUAAAGAGUAAAAAGUCUGGAAAUGUUUUCAUGUUACAUUGCAGGAGAAUCAUUUUCAGUUGUUUUUUUUUUGUUUGUUUUGUUUUUAAUCCAACCUUUUUAAUUUCAGGACACACAUUAAGUAGAGGAAUAAUCAUUCCUUUUCUUUUUUCUGUUUAUCGAAAGACCAAAUUUCAUCCCAUUUUCAGUGUGCUGGCAUCCCAUUAGAGUUUAGUAACUACAACACAAACAACUGGGUGGCAUGUCGAUGCUCGACGCUCUAAUAAACGAUGCCAUCACGGCUCUAGAACCAACCACUCAACACCAGCAUGAAAGGGAGGUGGAUGAGACCUUCUUCAGACGGCGCUUGUGUGUUUCAGAUGACUUACCGCUGAUUUCAGUGAAAAGUAAAGUUUUUUGGGAGAUUUUUUUAAUGGAGCAUUUAACAUUCUCAUCAAAAGCUCAGGAAUUAUGCAACUCCCAUAGUUGUCUGUUUUAAUCUGGAGUUUAGAUUAAAAAGCCUAUUUUUAUUUAUUUAUUUUUUUGUUCUUACAAAAAAAAAAACUUUUUUACCUCCUUAAACGCUCCUUUUGUCCUGGAUACAAAAGCGAGAGUUUAUGUUGGAGUUUGUCAGUGAAAAUGUCUCUACACUAUAGCUGCUCCAAGCCAGUAAUUUGAAUGCAAGACAUUGUCAAGAUGUCCGAGGCGCCGUCACUGCCACAAGUAGCCAUGUUGUCCAAUGUCAUUUGUUUUAUUCUGACUUUCCAAAUGUUGAGCUUUAAAUCUGGUUCAAUAAGUUUGUUAGAUGAAGCUGAGCUAUUGAAGUGUUUCAUUGCCAGCAGUAACAUGAAAAAUUCAGAAGAUAUUAAAAUGAGUAAGUUUUUCAUUUUAACAUGCAAUUUAUGAGCGUUUUGCUGUCAUAACGAGAAAUCUUACUUGAAUGAGACACUUUCUACAAAAUUCAUUCCCUAACUUACUAGCUAGCUAUAAUGAGAGCUAGCUGGUAGCAAGGAAAUUGUGUCUUUUAAAGCUAAAUUGUGUGUUUUUUUUGUUUGUUUUUUGUUUUUUUUAUUUUGUUGUUAAAAAUCCAUGCAACUAUCUGGUUACUAAUUUCAGUGUGAAGUAAACUCUGCUAAGU